Molecule: messenger RNA, 1617 nt
Organism: Electrophorus electricus (electric eel)
Lineage: Eukaryota; Metazoa; Chordata; Actinopteri; Gymnotiformes; Gymnotidae
Gene: adra2da
Product: adrenergic, alpha-2D-, receptor a
Biological process (GO): G protein-coupled receptor signaling pathway
Cellular component (GO): plasma membrane
Molecular function (GO): alpha2-adrenergic receptor activity; epinephrine binding
Source: RefSeq, a predicted model, not a curated record
UCCUACAAUGCACAUACGGCACAGGUAAACACCACGCGGAGAGCUACUGACAAUCUCACUGGAUUAUAACUUUCAAUAACAUGCCGAUUUCUUCCUAAAUUUUUAUGUACUCAUCAAUAUUUCUCUAAUCCUUCUGUGUGCCGCUUGCUUCACACUUCAAGGAUGAGAACGUACUACUGGAACGUAAUGGUAACUGAAGACAUUUCUAACUGCUCAUGUUAUCGCUGUACUGAUGGUACCACCUAAGUCCUGGAGUGGUGAACUACUACCCAUUUUGGACACUCAUCCACAAAUUUAGGAGCUGCACGAGAAGAUGCGCUCAAAAUGGACUUAAUUCAAUUCAAUGCCACGGGCGAUGGCAACAUCACGAGACCGUGGCCACACACCGAAGUGGCCGCGGCGUUCAUCAUAUUUGUGGUUUCUGUCCUAAUUAUGGUUACUAUAGUCGGGAACGUCUUGGUGAUAGUGGCGGUUCUGACCAGCCGAGCGCUCCGCGCGCCCCAGAAUCUCUUUUUGGUGUCACUGGCUUCUGCUGACAUCCUCGUGGCUACUCUGGUAAUCCCAUUCUCUCUCGCCAACGAGGUUAUGGGAUAUUGGUUCUUUGGCAGCACCUGGUGCGCGUUUUACCUGGCUCUGGACGUUCUUUUCUGCACGUCGUCUAUCGUUCACCUAUGCGCCAUCAGCCUCGAUCGUUACUGGUCAGUCACUAAAGCGGUGAGCUACAACUUAAAAAGGACACCGAAGCGCAUCAAGUUUAUGAUCGCUGUAGUCUGGGUCAUAUCAGCUGUCAUUUCGUUUCCUCCGAUAAUAAUGACCAAACACGACGAAAAGGAAUGUCUGAUAAAUGAUGACCCUUGGUACAUCCUCUCCUCUGCUGUGGUGUCCUUUUUCGCCCCUGGUCUUAUAAUGAUAAUGGUGUACUGUAAAAUAUACCGGGUGGCCAAACAGCGCUCGUCCACCGUAUUUGUGGCUAAAAACGGCAUCGAGAGACAGCCGUCACAGUCGGAGACGUGCUUCGUCCGGAAGGACAAGUUUGAGAUGGAAAGUCCGAGCAGCCACAGUUCCGAGAGUAACCAGCGGCAAGAGGAGCUGGACGACAUCGACCUGGAGGAGAGCUGCGCGGACAACAAGCCCAAAAGUUCGCGAUUUUCCAAACGGAGGAAAGUGGAGGGCACGGAGCGCUGCCCCAAAGACAACUGUCGCAUCUCGUGGGCUACAAACCGCGCCUCGCAAAUGUGCCAGGAGCAAAAAAACCGACAGCUGAACGUGUCCAAAACAAAGAUUGCUCAGAUGCGAGAAAAACGGUUCACGUUCGUUCUUGCCGUGGUGAUGGGGGUGUUCGUGCUUUGCUGGUUCCCGUUUUUCUUUACCUACAGCUUGCAAGCAGUUUGCGGGAAAAGCUGUAAUGUACCGGAAGGGCUAUUCAAACUCUUCUUUUGGAUAGGCUACUGCAAUAGCUCUGUGAAUCCCAUAAUCUACACAAUUUUCAAUAGAGAUUUCCGAAAAGCUUUCAAGAAAAUUCUGUACUUAUCUGCAGCUCAGCGCACCUGAAAGCCUCCUGUACUUCCGAUCUGUUUAGUUAAAACGAUCCGAGUGAAGUUUGAUCAGUAGAGUCAA